Messenger RNA from Paramecium octaurelia, 2759 nucleotides. The record is from the annotation of a GenBank genome assembly. Lineage: Eukaryota; Ciliophora; Oligohymenophorea; Peniculida; Parameciidae.
AUGAGAAAAGUAGAGUUGUAUCAGAUAUUGGCUUCAGCUAAAGCUAUUGAACCAGAAAUAUUGAAUGUUUUAAUAGAAAAGUUAAGAAAAGAGAAUAUUUAAGAUUGCAUAAGGUUUCUUUUAAUAGAGGAAAAUCAGAAUGAAAUGAAACAAAUAAUUUCUUAAAAACACAACUUAGAUGGAAAAUAGAAACUUUUAUAUCUCACUUCUCUUCUCAGAUAAAUUUAUGAACAUGAUUUUAAUAACACUAAUUAUUCUACAGAAAUUUACAUAGAAUUUAGGAAUUAAUUGACUAAAAAAAUCUAAAAAGAGGAGAGGAUAAUCAAGUUUUUAAAAUUUUUAGUGAAUCUCACAAGUGUUGAUGACAAAUUCAUUCCAAGUGGAUCAAAUUCUUUAUAUUUAUUGUUUGAGCUGAAGGUUGAUUUGACCUAACAAAAUUUUGAAAAUAUUAGAAUUAAAGACAUUCCUUUAAUAGGAGCUAAUUUUGCAAGAUGUAAUUUAAGUGGAUCUUAAUUUCGAAAUGUAAAUAUUAGCGGCAUCAAUUUAAACGAGGCUUAAUUAAUUAAUUGUGAUUGGAAAUUUUUAAAAAUCCAUUAGAUAAAUACAUUAGUAGGUCAUUCAUCUGUUAGUUCAGUUUGUUUUUCUCCAAACGGAGCCAUAUUAAUGUCUAGUAGUGAUUCGUAUAUACAUUUAUGGGAUGUAAAAACAGGAAAAAAACAUUCAUAACUAAAAUGUCUGAUCGGGGGUUCUAAACUAUUACUUUCUAACUCUCCAAAUUAUUGUAUGUAAGUAUCUGGUUAUAGAAACUAAAUUAUCAAUGUAUGGAAUAUAAAUAAAGGAAAAAUACUAUUAAGAUUAUAGGAUCCAUCUGGGGCUGUAAGAUUAUUAAGCUUGUCCCCUAAUGGAACUGCAUUAGCAUCCGUACAUGGAAUAAAUCAUAUCCUGUUUUGGAAUCUAAAGACUAGAAAAAACAAAUCUAUUCUAAAUGGAGAAAGUGGAUAAGUUUACUCUUUAUGUUUUUCCCCUGACGGUAAUACAUUAUUAUUCAGUAUUAAGAACAUUAUACAUCUAUGGGAUGUAAAAUCAGAAAAAAAAACUUAAUUUGUUUCUCCAACUACUUAUGUAUCUUUAAUAUGCUUUUCCCCUGAUGGUAAUACAUUAGCAUCAGGAAGUGGCGGGGAUUAAUAAAUUAAUUUAUGGGAUGUUAAAACGUUAGAUCAUAAAUUAAUAAUACCUAGUUAUCCAGGUCGGGUCCUCUCAAUGUGCUUUUCUCCUGAUGGUACAACAUUAGCAUCUUUGAAUUAGUAGGAUAAGUCUAUAUAUUUGUGGGAUGCGAAAACAGGUCAAAAAAAAUCUAUAUUAAAAGGACAUAGUAAAGCAGUCUCUCAAAUAUGCUUCUCUUAUAGUGGUAUAUUAGCAUCUUGUAGUAGUGAUAAAACUAUCCAUUUAUGGGAUGUUAAAGCGAGGGAGCAAAAGACUUAAUUAGACGGCCAUAACUCAGGAGUUGUUCAAAUAUGCUUUUCACCCGAUUUUUCCAUAUUAGCAUCUUGCAGUGAAGAUAACUCAAUCAGUUUAUGGGAUGCAAAUACAGGUUAAAAGAAAUCUUAAUUAAAUGGUCAUGAAAAAGGAGUGAUUUCAAUAUGCUUUUCUAAUGAUGGUAAAGCAAUAGCAUCUGGUAGUUGGGAUGAGACUAUUCGUUUUUGGAAAGUUAAAUCAGGGAAGGAAAAAUUUCAAUUGGCUGGUCAUCAAGGUGGAGUAUCAGCACUAUGUUUCUCUCGCGAUGGUAAAGCUUUAGUAUCAGCUGGUUUGGAUUCGUCCAUACGUAUAUGGAAUAUUAAAACAAGAAAAGAAAAAUAUUUAUUAGAUGAACCCUGUGAGAUAAUUAAAUCAUUCUACGAUAACCCUUAUGGUCAUAGAUUAGAAUCUGGCUGUUGGGAAAAAUCUAUUCAAAAAGGUAUUAUUUUAGAAAAAACUUAUGGUCAUAAAAGUGAAAUCACAUCAUUAUGCUUUUCCCCUGUGGAAAAUAUUUUAGUUUCAGGUAGUAAGGACAAGACUAUCAUUUUAUGGGACAUCUAAAAAAGGACACAAAAAAUGUAAAUAAAUGGUCAUACAGAUGCGGUUUAAACAGUAUGUUUUUCUCCUGAUGGUACGACAAUAGCUUCUGGUGGUAAUGACAAUUCUAUCCGAUUAUGGGAUAUUAAGACAGGAUUUGAAUAAUUUAGACUCAAUGGUCAUGUAGAUUUAGUUUCAUCAUUAUGCUUUUCUCCUGAUGGCAAGAUAUUAGCAUCUGGGAGUUGGGAUAAUACUAUCCGUUUGUGGGAUAUUCGAACACAGUAGGAAAAAUAUUAAUUGAAAGGGCACGUUAACCUAGUCCACUCAGUGCGCUUUUCUAAUAAUGGUACUAAAUUAGCAUCUUGUAGCAAGGAUAACUCAAUACGUUUAUGGCACAUUAAAACAGAGGAAUAAUUCCAUGAAUCAGAUAUAGUCUAUAACAAAAUUCUGGAUAAAUUAAGGUUGCCACCUUAAGACGAUAAUUUAAAAAUCUUUAGAGAAUGUGGUAAUCAUAUUUAAGUUAUUUAGUUAAUCCAGUUACUAUUCUUCUUAUGUCAUAAGAUCCUAUAUUCUAAGCAUAAUAAGCAUUUGUUUUCAAAGGAGAGUUCAUGUCUCAUUUCAAUACGGAUUUAAGUAGUAUAUUUAAAUUAGGAGGAAGUUAUAUUCUAGAAAGUACCUUAAAAUUAGACACAAUAAAAAAAAAAUGA